AUGGCUGACUUCACUGAAUAUGGUACGCCCAGCGCCGAAUGGGUCGCCCUUGAGCCAACGCUGCCUGAGCUCCCUAAGGACCUCUCGGUGGGACAGUUGAAGGCAUUAUUAAACAAGGGCCGCGAGGCAACUGCUGCUCAAGAUAUGAUCGACGGCCUCGGUGUCGGAGUUCAGCUGCACGACCACACAAUCACAGCCCGUGACGGCACGCCCCUCGAAGCACGCACCUACCGCCCCGCCAGCAUCCCAAUCUCCGAGCGCCUGCCCGUUUACAUCCAUCUUCACGGCGGAGGUUUUCUUUUCGGAACACUUUCUUCUGAAGACGCCAUUUGCUCGCGGAUUGUCACCUCGCGUGUCCAAAAGGGUACGCCAUUCGUGGUCUUGAAUAUCAACUACCGACACACCCCCGAAUAUCCCUACCCCACUGCUUGGAACGACGUUGAAGACGCAUUCAUCUGGCUGCACGAGAACAUUUCCGAAAUUGGCGGAAUCAGCGAGCAGGUUGUUGUGGGUGGUAUUUCAGCUGGCGCAUGGUUGACUGCGUCAUUAGCGCUGGCCCAGCUGCGCGGCGAAGAUAAGCGCUUAGCGGCCUGCCCAAAAAUUGCAGGACAGGUCCUCAUGAUUCCUUGUGUUGUGCAAUGGGACCACUAUGCGCCGAGACUGGAGAUGCUCAAGAGUCCUGAUUUGUCGAGCUAUGUGCAAUGUGCCAAUGCGCCUGUCUUGCCGGUAACUCGAAUGCAAUUGUUCACCGAACUUCUUGGGCUUGUCGAUACCAAAGAUGCUGCUGGAGAUCGACGGAUGAGUCCCGGAAAUGCCACCGCGGAAGAGGUCAAGGACUUGCCUCCUACUACAUUUGGAAUCGCAGGAAAUGACCCAUUGAGAGAUGAGGGUCUGUUCUAUGGACAGCAUCUUGCUGCGAAUGGCAUUCCCACCAAUGUUCAUGUCUUCCCCGGUGUGCCUCAUGGAUUUAGGAGGUACAAGGACCUGCCCGACAGCAAGAGCGUUGUGCGAAACCCGAACCCUACCCUCCGCAAUGCCCCCUCCGCCUCCGCCUCCACCAACGGGGCUUCCUCCACCCCCGACGCCCUCGAAUCCGACCUCCUCGUCAAGAUAUCCGCCAGCUGCGCACUCGAAGAUCUGCAGGAAAACCUCCUCAGCUCCCUCCACCGCUUGGGCUGGACCGACAAAGUCACCACCCUCGCCACAGAACUCCUCCGCGCCGGCCGCUGUGAGACCUUCGACGAUGUAAUGGCAGCAGUGCUCGCUUCAGCAGAGGGCCGAACCCACCCCGCACUAGGGGCCAAGAUCGCGAAUGGUGAAAAUACAAAUGGAACAAAAGAGACCAACGGUAUCAAAAAAGGCAAAGCCAAAGAUCAUCCUUACGACCCUCUGAAGUACAUUGAAGAAAUCGAUAUCCGCAUUCCGGAGACGGUGGUCGACGAGGGCGUUCGCGGAUUGAAGGAUAUCAUACGAGAAGUGGCCGACUUGGAAGGCGAGCGCGCCUAA
Messenger RNA from Penicillium concentricum, 1506 nucleotides. RefSeq names its product alpha/beta hydrolase. The transcript is spliced from 3 exons. Lineage: Eukaryota; Fungi; Ascomycota; Eurotiomycetes; Eurotiales; Aspergillaceae. Gene Ontology annotation, molecular function: hydrolase activity. Bases 1 to 1506 code for a protein of 501 amino acids. The record is from RefSeq and is a predicted model, not a curated record.